AGGUACAUUGCUUGUUCAGAGUGAAGUGUCAAGUACCUCGUUACCGGCGGAGAGUGCGCACCCUUCUGCACCAAGCAGCCCACAAUCAAGCAUGCUUCUACUGCAGACACAGACACCAUUCGGAACGAGUAGUUUUGCCGAUUUGCUGAAUGCGCCAUUUUCGGAAGAGUCGAGCUCCAUCAUCCCUCCAGAGGAUCUCAACCCUUUCGCGGACGUUGCUUUGCAUUCGCAACCCCCUUCUCCUCUACCACUACCUAGUUUCCAAGAAACCUACUCAAUUCGUUACCAGCCCACCCCUCAGCCUGUGCCGUCGACACAACAGCCGCCACAAAAGAUGGAAGAAGAAUGCUUCAACGUAACAGCUGCUCCUACAACCGCCUAUCAUUCCCCCCACCACGAGUACCACAGUCAAUUCCAUCAGCCGCUGCCAGGGGCGGUAUAUGCAGGGGGCGGCGCCACAGGCGGAGAGGGUGGAGCCAGCCCUUACUAUCCACCUCCGCCCACAUGUGCCAGUGCUAGUGGCUUCGACCCCUUGAUUGGACACGAGACGUACUCGUUGCCGGCGUCGUAUCAAGCGGUGACAACAGAACUGCACAUCAAUACUCAGUUAGGGCCAAAACAGAGAAGAGCUUCAUUGCCAUUACAGAGAUCAGAGUCCACAAGUAGCAGCGAAAGUCCCAAGCUCCGUAUGCCCACAUCAAUUAUUCCCGCCCUCCCUGCGGCGUCCGCCUCUUCCUCAGCAGCCAGCAGUCCUGGAGGGGGGUGCGAUGUCGCUCUCAAAAGUGGCCCCACCCCCUCAUCGCCUUCUCAACUGUGUGCCGUUUGCGGAGAUACGGCAGCAUGCCAGCAUUACGGGGUGCGCACAUGUGAGGGGUGCAAGGGGUUCUUCAAGCGUACCGUCCAAAAAGGUUCCAAGUACGUCUGCCUUGCCGAUAAAGCCUGUCCGGUAGACAAACGUCGACGGAAUCGUUGCCAGUUCUGCCGAUUCCAGAAGUGUCUUGCAGUUGGCAUGGUGAAGGAAGUGGUGCGGACAGAUUCUCUAAAAGGCAGAAGAGGCAGAUUACCCUCAAAGCCUAAAUCUCCACAGGAAUCGCCCCCUAGCCCUCCAGUAUCCCUCAUCACGGCCUUAGUAAGAGCACACGUAGACACUACACCCGACCUGGCCAAUUUGGAUUACUCGCAGUAUGUGGAGCCCAGUCCAAUUGAACCGAUUAUAUCCGAAGCGGAGAAAAUACAGCAGUUCUAUACGCUGCUCACCACAUCAGUGGAUGUUAUCAGAAAUUUCGCGGACAAAAUUCCAGGAUUCCAAGAGAUAUGCCUUGAAGAUAGAGAAUUGCUAUUCCAGUCCGCCUCCUUGGAGCUGUUCGUCCUUCGACUUGCUUAUCGCACCCAUCCCAGUGAUACGAAGUUGACUUUCUGUAACGGUGUAGUAUUGGACCUGCAGCAGUGCCAAAGAUCAUUCGGAGACUGGCUGCAUGGAAUCAUAGAAUUCUGCGCCGGUCUUCAUUCCAUGGAAAUUGAUAUUUCUGCAUUUGCGUGUCUGUGCGCCCUCACUUUGAUUACGGAACGUCAUGGCUUGAAGGAACCCCACAAAGUAGAACAGCUGCAGAUGAAGAUAAUAUCUUCUCUGCGUGACCACGUUACCUACAAUGCGGAAGCCCAACGGAAAGCACACUACUUUAGUCGUCUGUUAGGAAAGCUGCCAGAACUCCGAUCUCUGAGCGUCCAGGGCUUGCAGCGGAUUUUCUACUUGAAGUUGGAAGACUUGGUCCCGGCGCCGCCGCUCAUAGAAAGAAUGUUUGUUGCUAGUUUACCCUUCUAAAUAAUCCUAAACUAAACUAAUUGUAACAAAAAUCUAACGUCCGGUCAAAUUCUAAGUUGAAGUUUGGAGUGUGAGUGUGUGAUUGUUGCAAUUGAUGGUGCCCUUUAUUGAACCAAGGUAACUAGAAUUUCAGAAAAAAAUCUAGUAGACGGAUUUUACAACAUAAAUAAAUUCUUGGGGUUAAAUGACUACAAUUUUGCUAGACAACUUUUUUAGUAACCGUCAAAGUUGAGAAAAUAACCUUUAACCAUAUAUUCUAAGGUGUUGGUGAAACUGUGUCACGUGCCAAAAUCACGUAACCUUUUUUUUACUAUGUUGAUCACUUAUCAGUAAUUUGAAUUUCUCUUUAUUAAUGCUAGAGUGCCAAUUUAUAGGACCUAAACCCUUUUUAAUGAUUUUCUUUUGGCAUAUUUCAGAAUUUAUUGAUUGUAUAAUUUUACACACAAUAUAUCUUUCUUUCUCAGCAAUUCAGUAUUGUGUUGCAAUCUUUUUGACACUAAUGUUAUAGUAUUACUAACAACUAUCUCAGAAAUGUAUCCUCUGUUCUAAAGUAAAUAAAGUUAUGGCAGCUCAAAAAUCCAUAUCAUGAUCAUUGCAAUGUAGUGUCCAAUAGAAGGAGACAUGUAGGCACUGCUCCAUAUUUGAAUACGUAAUAUGCUAAACAAAAUCAAGAACACUCUAAGAAUUUCAAUUAGCAAUAAUCAAUAUAUAAAUACCUAUAAAAUGCCCAAUUGAAAUGAUAUUUUACCUGUUCAGAUCAGGGUUUAUUGUCAAGGGGAAGGGGUGGCCUCUAGCAAAGUCGGCUGCGGCACAGCUCCAAGGCAGCUACAAAACAAAGCUGAAGGAGUGUGAAUGGUGGUUCUCAGCAAUGCUUACCCACUAAAAGGAAGCAGAGAUUGAACAAAGUUCUUCAGGGCAUGCAUUAAUGGACGUGGUCCGAUGGUAUACAAAAGACAACUUACCGCUGCAGGUUAAAAUCCCAUCAGAAAAUGGACGGGGUAGCACCCAAACCAAAACAACUAAACGUAAGGUACCAAAUAAAAGAUGCUACUCCAUGAUCUGGUGUUUGCGGGUCUAAAUCCCAGAAUCUAGAAGCUAACGAAGCAACCCACCCACAACCAAACUUCAGCAGAAAGAAAAGAAAAAUGGCGCUGGAGGCGUCGGUACACGCAAGUUUUUAAAACAAAGUAUCUUGAUAAGACCAAGUAUCCCUAUAUGGCUAGUACGUAAAGAAAUCACAAGGUGGCGCUGGUCGCCAAUGAGCGAAACCAACUCUACGAGGGACCAACGAUAUUUCUUGGGGCAAUUUCUGAGUUAGUCGUUAGUAAUACCAUAACAUUAGUGUCCAAAAGAUUUCAACACAAUACUGAAUCGCCGAGAAAGGAAGAUAUAUUACAUGUGAAAUUAUACAAUCAAUAAACUAUGAAAUUUGACAAAAGAAAAUCAUUAAAAAGGGUUUGUCCUAGAAAUCGGUACUCUACCAUUAAUAAAGAGAAAUUCAAACUACUGAUAAGUGAUCAACAUGGUAAAAAAAGGUUACGUAACAACUGCUUUUGAGGGAAGUUGUAGAGCAUGUAACCACCUUCAAAUGAGAACUCACAUGUUUAAUUUGCUGUAGCGGUUAAUCCUUUUAUUCCAAAAAUUUUCUUCAAUUUUCAAAUUUAUUUUUUGGUAUACAAUAUUGAAAUGAUCACUCAAUGUGAUCAAGUCAUUUCAUUAGUUUAUUUUGCAGGGCUCCCGAUGUCCUAGAUAACAAAUAUCCAAGUACAUAUAGCAAUUAUAAUAAUGAAUGCAAAUAUUUUUUUAUAAACUCGGGACACGACUAAUUCUUUUACGUGAACUGAUUCUGGAUUUUUUAUUUUUAGAUAUUUUGAUAAAUAUCGGAAUCUAAAGAUUAACUUAUCUGUUGUCACUUUAUAAGACUGAUAAGAUGGCAUUUAUACAUGUUAAGCUUUAUUAGGACGAUGAAGUUUCUAAAUACGGCCUUUUCUUGAGUUAUAUGAUAUAAUACUUAUAUAACACUAAAAACAGUUUAAAUACCUUUUUGGCACAUUCUAUAGUCUUGAAUAAUAGAUUAAUACCAAAGUGAAACUAUAUAUUUCUUUUUUGAAUCACUGCAAAUCAGAGAAAGAUCUAUCUUUCAAUUAGAAAUCGUGUAAGAAGUGGGAGUCCCAAAGCAACAAUUCAUCUAUACGACGACAGGUAUUGCCAGUCAAAGGCGCCGUUAGGAAAAAUUACACUGUGAAACCACACCUACAAGUAUCUGAUAAAGUUCCACAAUAAAGACACAUAUAUUAUAACUAAAAUAGGCGGCAUUACUAUAUUGCCCGAACUGCACAUGCGUACAGAUCUCAACUUUGAUGCGCAAAAAUUAAUUUUCGUAAAAGCAUUACUUGGAACAUAAGCUAUCGACAAACAUCACAACACUUUGGGCAAACUCACCUUUCAAUCUGAUAUAGAUUUUACCGGACAUCUAACUACUAGAAAUCGUGAUAAAACAUGUUCGAUGUGAUUUUUGUUAGUAUUUAAAUAUAAAAACAUUAUAUUUUAAAUUUAGCACAAUUUAAGCAUAAUCUAGAAUGAUUGUGUUAAUGGUUUUUCUGAUGUACAUACAGGGGCUCCAACGAAGGUGAAAAGUAUAGGACUAUGGGAAAACUAUUGAAAUUAAUAGAGUAUUGGGUAGUCACUUUACGAAACUUUGACCUUAUCCAUGUUUAAAAUGUAUCACACUAUCAAAAUACGUGACUUAAGUCAAAUAACGUUAACGUUAACAAUUAGAAUUGCCUUAAAUUAAUUACAUACAGGGUACGCGGUUGCCACUCCAAAAUAAGAUCAAUAAAUGAUACGGGACUUUAAGAUUUUGCUGUUAAAGUAAAAACUGCAGACUUUCUUGAAUUGAAAGCUAGAUUGAGAGGUUAUUAGGAAGGAACCAGGUCGCUACUAAAACCCCAAUCCCACUUUCUUGUUAUAAAAACCUCUGUCCAAAGUAACAAAAUAUAUGGCGUUCGAAAAACGUAUGUUUGUUAUGUCACGAAGUUUUCAGUAAUCUAUAAACGUAUCUAUAACAUAUGCAGUGAAAACCGUUUUUGAAUGUCUUGUGUCAUUUUCUUACUUUCCAUUUUCGUUGAGACAUUCUGUGUAUGUAUUCUACUAUUAAAUGUUCAUUAGCAAUCCUUUACUCGAGAGAAAAUAAGUGCUAUUUUUAACGUUUUUCAUAGGAAGGUAGCAACUGCAAAUCCACAUAUUCUGGUAGUAAAUUUUGAAUACGAUGCAACAACAACAAGUUGCAUGUCCAAAAAUCUAGCAAUUUUCAAAGUAGGUUGGCUCUGAUCUAUUCUAAUCCUUUUUCCGUAUAUGUGCAUGCUUAUUUUUUUCGAGAUUUCCACAAAUUGUUAAGCCCCAGAAUCUUCUACUACGCUUCAAGUGAUCAGAACUCUGGGUUGUAGAGUUAUAUUAUUUCUGAAUGAAAACAUUGCACCGGCGGAACAAAAACAAAGGAAUAUUGAAUCUCCCAAACUUUUUUUUCUUACGAACGUACAUUUACUAAGCAGUAAGAAACGUGAAUUUGGAGAGACCGAUAAUUUUCGAACAGUUUAGACCUCUAUGCAAAUUUAAAGUUACAUGGAAACUAGCAAAAAGGUAUGUCUUGUUGUAUCUCGGAAAAAGAAAGAAUUGGAUGAUUGAACAAGGAGUUUGUAUCAAUAUCAUAUACAUACAAGUACACUUUACAAUCUACUACAUGAGCAGCUCAUGUAUUUUUAAAAUGAUGCACAUCAAAUGCUUUUCAAUAGGUAUUAACGUCUGAAGAAUUCAAAUCAUGAUCAUUAAUUUGCGGUUGCUAUCGGAACUGAAUGCGAAAUCGCUUAUUUCAAACGCACAAGGAAGGUGAUAUCUUCUAUAGAUGCCAGAUAAGUUGAUUAAAGAUGAUUGGUAGAGGAAAGUGCCCAAAACCGGAACCACAUUUUGUUACUGAUUUGAAAAAAAUGAAAAAUACCGUAAUUUCCACAAACCUUACUACCACUGAUUUAAGACCUCGGUAGAAAAACCGGACCCCUAGUAAAAAUCAGUCAGCCAAAAUUUUAUUCAUAAUCAAGGAUACAUAAUCUACUAAACAGUCACUUAAUAAAAAGAAUCAUACGAGAACUUUGUCCUAGUCCCUGCAUUCUUCCAUCCCAUCUUCCUAUACCGAAAGUCGGUAUUGGUAGGGGUCCGGUUGCGCAACUAAAACUGAAAACUUGUGUAUGGAAUAAAAUGUCAAUCGAUCAUCUAAGUGAACUAAUUUUUUACCUAGGCUAAUAUUUUCACUGACGGAGUAUCAGAUAAUGCCGAGCCAAUGAGAUCGGGGGUUCUCUUUAGGAGGGGAGUGCGGAUUAUGACACUUUCCUCUAUACUAUCGUUAGGCUAACAGAAGUCAAUCACCAACAAUUACGCACUAUAAUACUUUAUUCCUAAUUUCGAUCUCAGAGGUUACGCUUAACGAUGUCUGCACCCAAUGUUACCAUAAUUUGUUCUCGAUUAGGUAUGAAACUGCUACUAUUAUCCAGUAAGUGAGCUAAAAUAGUAUAAAAGUGUGACUCAAAUUGCAGCCAAGAAAUGAUACCCUUGCCAAUAGUAAUAAGUGAUAUAUACCAUCGCGCAAUCGCAGUCCAUUUUGAGAUAUACUUAUGCUCUAGAUCCAGAGGAUAUUGACUUUUAGGUGUGUUUAUCCCGAUACCUAUAUCGGGGAGUGUUAUCUUGACGGAGUAUAUUACACGUAAGGGGAAAAAUAAUAAUACGGAUUUUUUACAAUUUAUUUUACUAUAUAUAUACUACUUGUCUCCUAUCUAAUUCCAUAGAUUACGUGAGUAUUUCUUACAGGGUUAAUACGAAAUGCUGAAAACACCGUCGGUCACGAUGUGACAUUUUUAUUUAUUUCCAAAAAAACUCUUACUCAACGCAUAAUUUUUCUGAAAAUUGAAAUAAUGAUUGUUGGUAAUUUUUUUGCAUUCAACAUAGAUUUCUGCUCUGUUCAGCUGAGGAACAACUUACAUAUGUUAUUAUGUAAGUACAGUGCAUCCAAUAUAAUGAUAGACACAAAAAGAAAGAAUAAGUAGUACCUACACUUAUAUGAUUCCUUUUCAGAAGUCAUUCAAAUCUAAGCUUCUGUUAAUAACCUCUGAAUAAUUUUCUCUAAUAUUGUAUUUCUUCUUACACAUCUGCAAGAGAAUCCUAUGGUGUCCAACUUGAACGAGACGAUAAAAUCCUCACAGUAAAAUUCAAAAUAUGUAUCAAACAUAAGGUAUGCUGCAAAUAAUUCACAAUGUUGCGUAUAUUUAUUUCCCUGGGCACUGUAACCUGCAGCUCUGCUGGGGAUCUUUAUCGAUGUAUUUUUACAUUCUUGGACGAUACAAUGACGGUAAUUACUAUACUUACAAGUGGUACGACAUUAGAAUAACUAACAGAACGAAUAUUAACGAUUCAAGACCUACUUAAAAACAGUGUCAACUAGCCAAUUGUGUUGUGUUUAAGGCAAUGAAAUAAUCUUAGGGUGAUUGUUCAUUUUAUAUUAAGAAAUACAUCUUGUGUGACGAAAGAUCGACAAAGAAUAGUUUUCAAAAAGGAGAGUGCCCAAAAUGUUCCCAGAAAAUGCUUUCCAUCAAGUAUCUUGAGAAUUAAGGAGGGCUCGCCAAUGACUAAUACUCCUCAUUUUGGAUUUCUUUCAAGUAUGCCACAGGUCAUUUAUGAAUUUGAGAGUUGCAUGUGAUAGAACAGCGUCAGAAACAUUGUGUGCUUCUUGCACGUUUACGUGUCUAGGUUGUCUUUUAACAAAAAAAAGACGGAACUGUUUUCGGAAAAUGAGCACAGGGGUUAUGAGAGACAUAAAAAGAGUAUUUUGUGUCGUUUGAUGAGAUAAUAGUAUGCGGUCCAUAAGAAGUCAGUGUUGUACUUGGAAAAAUCUUAGAAUUCAGGACUAAAGCCCCUGAGUUAAAUUCAUAGACCAGCCCGAGCUAACUGUUUCAAUUCUGACUUUACUUUAGACGUUCAUCAAGGACUGGCAUUUAAUUGUCGCUGGGUUUAUGACUGCUGGAGCUACAUACCUACCCUAGGUUGGGACUUAUGCCUAGCCUCGAGGACAUCAUUAAAAAAUAUUCGACAUGAGCAGGUCAGUUCACUUGUCGCUAACUUUCUCAUACUAGACGUUUCAUGAUAUAACAUAACAUAACUUUUAUGUAAAACGAGUGUUUUUAUGGUUUAGCCAUCAGGCGCAGCAUCAUCAUCAGAAUCAGAUUCCUAAAACUACUUUUCAAGUGAAAUUAGGUUUGUUCACUCUAUCAUUGGUAUAUAGCUCCACAUUAACAAACAGCUCUUUUGCAAACGAAGACAUAGAAAAUCCUCAAAUUUGGCGAUCCGUCAACCUAAACUCCGAAUAAAAAAUAUGAAAUACGCAAGCAAUCAAUUACGGGAUUAUCCGAUCAUCGACAUAUAAUAACCCAACCUCUACUGAACCUCUACUUUUACCCAGCCUUUUCUAACCCAUCUCUACUCCAAGUCAAACACCAUGAACGCAGCCCUGGAAGCUAACAAAUAUUACGAAAUAAUGCAGAAUCAGAUACCAUAAGUGUAAAUACUUCAGUGGUUGUGACUUAAACAUCUUAAAAAUCUUCUCAUUGUAUGAAAAGACAUAUUCCAGAUGAUACAUCAUUUAUUGCUAUUGGUUCGGAUACCAGACACCAUGUAUUUUUGCCUAUCCUCCUUUAAGCGGUUUUCGUGACACCUAAUCUUUAAAAAGCUUAUUUCAAGUAUUGUAAGAAAUCGUCAUUUGCGCCGAACUGAGGCAUUUAGACAUCCGAAUGUACUUCUAAAUUAUUAGAUAGGUACUUUUUCCAAGGAUAUAUACCUAUUUAUAAUGAUUUGGUCUCACGUAUACACAUGGUGAUGCUGAUUUCAAAUAGAUACCUACUUAGAUAUGCACCUUCCAUCGAAAGUAAUUAUAUUUAUAUUAUACAUAUACAUUUAUGUAUUUAAUCUAUUUUGCUAGUGAGAUUUUACAAAAGCUUUUUCAUUCUUUCAGAGCUAUUUUUAAGUAAUCUAUCUAUUUAUUUACUAGUACAAAAUUGAACCAUGUUCAACUCGAUAUUUUAUUUAUAAUUUUUUCAGAACGGUUUACCUUAAACAAACAUGUGUAUUAUACAUUUUCAUACUUUUAUCGUCUUUUGUACACAAUUUUCAAGAUGUGAGCUUAUAAUUUAUACAUUUUUAACGUCUGGUAUGAGGGAAAUUUGGAAAAUAUUGAAUUAAGUGAUGUCAAAUAUGAGACCAAUAAAUGUCAUCACACAAGUGGAAAAUAAAUAAUAUUAACAUAUCGAAACUAAUAUGUAGUUAAAAAGAUACGUUAAGUCCCAAUAUCUCCUCGUACCUCUAUACAUGUAUACUUUUUGGAAACUUCUACAUAUAAUAUACCUAUUUAAGCAGUGGUGAAAGAGUGGGGCUUAUGAUUUAAAAAAUUGUGUAUAGAUCUUAUUGAUUUAUAUGGUGCUAGAGAAUAUUUCAGGCUGUUUUGUCCAGUUGGUAACGGUUUUAACUCUAAAUUUUGAUAUCUAGAGUAAAUUCGGCAUAUAUGGAAUACCAAUUAUUCGUAUAGCGGUAACAUCAAAACUGAAGUGUUUGGAGCUGCAAUAUUUCAUUAAUAAAUAGUUCUAAGUAUCUCCAAGGAGUGGCAGGUGCUAAAUUAAAAAUUAAAUCAUAUUCGAUAAUUUUACGAAAACAUUUUUGUUUUUGUUGGAAAAUAAAAAAUGGAGGGUAAUAUGGAACGAGCAUAUCGGGUAAUAUGGAAUAGACUUAUUAUACGCAAAAAACACUAAAACCAUUUAACUUCAGAACAUCGGUAUACUCGUAUAUAGACUUCGAAGUUGAGUCAUUUAUUUUAACAGUGAGUAGAUCUGAUCAAAAGAAAU
Molecule: messenger RNA, 9756 nt
Organism: Acanthoscelides obtectus
Lineage: Eukaryota; Metazoa; Arthropoda; Insecta; Coleoptera; Chrysomelidae
Source: the annotation of a GenBank genome assembly